Messenger RNA from Teleopsis dalmanni, 2101 nucleotides. Its product is annotated as succinate--hydroxymethylglutarate CoA-transferase-like. Lineage: Eukaryota; Metazoa; Arthropoda; Insecta; Diptera; Diopsidae. Gene Ontology annotation, molecular function: catalytic activity. The record is from RefSeq and is a predicted model, not a curated record. The transcript has 2 exons. Bases 716 to 2101 code for a protein of 461 amino acids.
GAUUGUGCAAUAGAAUCCGAAACGUCCUUGAGCCGCAAGUAGUUAGACGGAGCAACUAAACCAGCUUCACCAGAUCUGGCUAUGUUUAAUACAAACUUUAGUGAUUUGAUACUCGAAUGGAAAAGUAUUCGAAUGAAUGUUGAUAGGAAAAUUCUCAUAUACAAGCGAACAUCUACUUAAACAAGUACCAGAGCAUAUCGCACACUAAAGACUCUAGCGAAUGGUUUGAGGUUUUGCAAUGUCUACUGGAAAUGCCUUAAUAGAUUCUAAUAUGUACGACCCACCAAUAAAAUUGGUUACAAGUAAGCAGCGAAUUGGUUGAAUGGUUAAACCACAUUUUUAGAAGUUGCAGGCGGCGGUAGCCAUAUGCAAAAAAGACUGGAAGACAUGAACAAAACAAAAGAUAAAACAGCGAAUAAUUUUCGUAUCGAACUGCUCAUCCAAAACUGUGGAGAUAAUAAUUUAUGGGAAUUCUCUCUACAAAGAGAAACUAUAGUUAAUAUUAUAUAUGCUCGUAUUAUGUAGUAUUGUAUCUCUAACAAUUUGAAAUGUUCACGCCAUAAGCAAAGUAUAUGGAAAGAGAUUCCAAGUUAGUGCCAGGGAAGGUCUCGACGAAGAAAAACGUGAAGAGAUGGUUAUUUUGUGUUGUUGAAGCAAAAAUAAAUAGCAACUUUAAUCAAGCAAAGUUAAAAAGUAAAGCAAAUAAAAGAUAAAAAUGAAUACAAUCGCAAGUUUUCAUAAUAUCUGUCGUAAGUUGUACAUCGUCGCUGGGAAAAAACAAUCGCAAGAAGCAGUAUGGGCUUGUGUAAAUGCCAGUCAGCCAAAAAGAAACUGUGCAGCCAAAAUCAACAAUAAUGAACCAAUAGCAGAUACCAGCACCUCGGCUUAUUCUCCAACAGUCACUGACUUCCACCCACUCAAGGGCAUUCGUAUACUUGACUUAACACGUAUUAUUGCUGGUCCCUAUUGCACAAUGGUACUGGCCGAUAUGGGCGCUGAAGUGUUAAAAAUUGAACGUCCAUACUUUGGUGGCGAUGAGGCACGUAAGUGGGGUCCACCAUUUUUAAAAGUAAGUAAAGAUGCAACCUACUUUCUCGCACAGAAUCGAAAUAAGAAAAGCGUUUGCUUAGAUUUAAAAGAAGGUAAAGAUGUAAUUUAUGAGUUAGCGCAAGUUUGUGAUGUGCUAGUGGAGAACUAUGUACCUGGUAAAUUAAACGAAUAUGGCUUGGGUUAUGAGCAAUUGCAUGCAAUUGCACCACAUUUGAUUUAUUGUUCCUUAACUGGCUAUGGUUCAGUUGGACCUUAUGCGCAAAGACCAGGCUAUGAUGUGAUUGCGGCCUCUAUGGGCGGUCUGCUGCAUAUAACUGGAGAACGUAAUGGACCACCAAGUAAAGUUGGAGUAGCAGUUACAGAUAUUGCGACAGGUUUAUAUGCACAUGGUGCCAUUUUGGCAGCUUUACUACAACGUCAACGCACUGGACGUGGACAGAAAAUUGAUGUCAAUCUAUUUUCUACACAAGUAUCGCUAUUAAUUAAUGUAGCGAGCAAUUAUCUAAAUGCUGAUUUAGAAGCACAGCGUUGGGGUACAGCACAUUCUAGUAUUGUGCCUUAUCAAAGUUUCAAGACGGCGGAUGGUUAUCUUACACUCGGUGCUGGCAGUGAUGCACAGUUUAACGAACUUUGCUCUAUGCUUGAUAUUAAUGAAAUUGCUGAGCAUGAAAAAUUCAAAACAAAUAAAGAUCGUGUGAAAAAUCGUGAAGAAUUGGUUACUCUUUUGACAAAUUUACUGAGUAAAAAUACUUCAAAACAUUGGAUGCAAUGUUUCGAAGGUGCUUCAUUUCCAGUUGGGCCAGUAAAUAGCAUACGUGAGGUUUUCGAAGACGAGCAUAUUAAAGGUAUUGAUUUAGUUAAAACUUUACCUCAUGCGAAAGAUGGUCAAGUGAGAGUUGUAGGUCCACCGGUCGUAUUUAGUGAAGCUAAGAAUGACGCACGUACGGCUCCACCCGUACUCGGAGAACACACAGAUGAAGUGUUGAAAACAAUAUUGGGUUAUAAUGAAGAGAAAAUGGAAGCAUUAAGAUUUAAAAAAAUUAUACAAUAA